CUACUUCAUCUUCCAACUUGCUUCCCUGUUGGGAAAGUAAGGUUAUAUUUAAAGAGAGGCACCCGACGUAGAAGACCAUAUCAGAAACAGUUUCACAAUUCCUUACUGAAACAUCAUAGGAAAUGUCGAAGUUGAGUUUCAUCGAGUUCAAUUACGGUGUGCUUCCGAGGAACUUGUCAAGAAAACCGAGUAACUCGAGCAUCAACAGGGAGAGGCAAAGCUCGAACGUGUCAUCGAGGUGUUUCCAGCCGAAUAUGGAGGAAAUGAAGUGGAUAUUCGACAAAUUCGACGCCAACAAAGAUGGCAAAAUCUCGAAAGACGAGUACAAAUCAGCUAUGAGGGUGAUGGGGAAAGGAGUUGCGGAAAGAGAUAUGGCGAAAGCAUUCACCGCCAUCGACGCCGACGGGGACGGCUUCAUCGACUACAAGGAGUUCACUCAGAUGAUACAUAGCACGGGAGAAGGGAUCAACGGCAGGGACAUCCGAAGCGCGUUUCAAGUGUAUGAUUUAGAUGGAGAUGGGAAGAUAAGUGCAGAAGAAUUAAUGGCGGUGUUGAAGAAGAUGGGGGAGAGAUGUAGCUUGGAAGCUUGUCGUAAAAUGAUAAGAGGUGUGGACGUUGAUGGGGAUGGUUUAAUCGACAUGAACGAGUUUAUGACCAUGAUGACUCGCACCAUGAAGCCCCUCUAAUAAUUGAUGUGGUGUUGUUUUAACUACAUCUUCUUCUGUUUUUCCUAGAUUUGUAAUAAAUAUUUACAGUUUUCAGAAUAAAACAGCAUAAAUCAAAUAGCAUAAAAC
This is a messenger RNA of Hibiscus syriacus, 794 nucleotides long. Its product is annotated as calmodulin-like protein 30. NCBI's taxonomy places the organism in Eukaryota, Viridiplantae, Streptophyta, Magnoliopsida, Malvales, Malvaceae. The transcript has a single exon. Bases 123 to 686 code for a protein of 187 amino acids. The record is from RefSeq and is a predicted model, not a curated record. Gene Ontology annotation, molecular function: calcium ion binding.